Molecule: messenger RNA, 8371 nt
Organism: Macrosteles quadrilineatus (aster leafhopper)
Lineage: Eukaryota; Metazoa; Arthropoda; Insecta; Hemiptera; Cicadellidae
Gene: kon
Product: chondroitin sulfate proteoglycan 4
Exons: 30
Coding region: 310-7275 (2321 amino acids)
Source: RefSeq, a predicted model, not a curated record
GUUGUUACAAAUCUGUUUUGUGAUCGGGCGUUGCCUUUGUGUCUAAAAGAGUGUUUAGCAAACUAGUGAUCUGGGUUUUGAAAAUCGUGAUCUUAUUUUCCUUAUGUAAUAUAAGUUAAAACCUUCACUCUGAGAAGCUCAAAUAACGAGGAGGAGGAACUAAAUAGUCUACAAAUACAACGAAAAUCGACAUGGAAAAACCAGUGUGUUUGAUGAACUCCAUUUGCCUUUUUAAAAAGCGGCAUAGUUUUUUUAUGUCGAGAAACAUUUGACUUUAAUAGAUCUAUGUAGAAGUUUUGAAAUUCUAAAAUGUUUAUUAUCAGUAUUAUUAUUGCAUUUUCCUCUACAUGGUGUUUUCAUUCAGUGUCUUCUGAAAGUGUUAUGUUUUCAGCAUCAUUCUACGGAGGCAGCUACGUGCAUGUACCCCUUCAAGAUGCAAAGAGCACGACUGAAGUGCAGCUCAAGUUUAGGACCAAGCAGUCCGAGGCGUUAUUACUUCUGGCGGCCGGUCGCACUGAUUACUGUCUUAUUAGACUGGAAGCUGGCAGACUAAAAGUUCAUAUUAAUUUAGGCGCAGGUGAGACGGAAGUAGCCUCCCCGAAGGGUUUGAAGCUUAACGACUUGACGUGGCACCAGGUCGUAGUGUCGAGAACAGAUGCUAACAUCACUCUGUUGGUGGAUCAGAUACACGUCACCAGAGAAAAGCUUCCGGGGAAGUUUUUCGAGCUCAACAUCCACUAUGGGGUGUACGUAGGUGGUCAAGGUGACUUCUCCGAGUUGUUCCUAGGCCAUGGGGAGUGGCUACGGGGAUGCUUAGCGGACGUUGUCUACAACGGGGUUCAGGUGCUACAAAGAGCGAGGCAGCGUACUGGCAAGUCCGACGCACAAGGUGUGACGUGGAACUGUGCGGCAGAGUUUGAUGCCAGCUUGGAGCAGGACAUUAGUUACGUGGAGGAUGGUGCCUAUAUAGCUCUGCCCAACAUCAUUAAUCGAACUGGAGUCAGGUGGGAAGUAGAGAUCAAAACAUCAUUUCUACAAGGAGUGUUGCUGUAUUCCAGUGGCUUGUCUCCGGGUCGCAGCGAUUAUGUCGGUGUCGAGGUGGUGGGAGGGCAAGUCAGGGUAACCCUGGACAAGGGUAACGGAGCCGUUGAGUUGACCAGUGACACGGGCGUCAGUGACGGAGUGUGGCACAACGUCGCAGUCAAACUGACACCUUCCAUCAUUGACAUCGCAGUGGACGGACACAGUAACUCACUGCGGCUGGCUCACAGCGGGAGUCGAUACUUCGAUCUGUCUGACACGGUAUACAUUGGUGGUAUGGAGCUUAACAAGAGGGCCCGGGCAUUAGGACAGGGCCUGAAGGCUGCAGAUACAAGCUUUAAAGGCUGCAUGCGACUUUUGGCAGCCGACGGUAAACGUUUUGGCAUCCCUAACGCCAAAGUGACACAGGGUAUUCUGCCUGAGUGUGUGUGGUCGUACAUGUGUACACAGAACCCCUGUGCUCCGGACGCUAAGUGUGUACAACAAGGGGUGGAUUCUUUCCGCUGUGAGUGUUUACGAUCACACUGUCUUAAAGAGGACUACGCAACAUCGUACAAGGUGUUCUCCAAGACAUCGCAACUUGAGUUGGUGGAGUUGUCGCCAGUGAGUGUGGUAGAAGGACAGAACGCACUGUUGACCCCGGCGCACAUGAACGUAGUGCUGGACUAUGCCAAGUACGGUGUGAGGGACUCCGGCGUGCUGUUCCUGACUGUAGGUGCGCCGGAACAUGGCAGACUGGCUGUGGAAGUGUGGGAGAGGGGGGGACAGGGGAGGGACCAGCAGGUGUUCACACUCCUGGACCUGGCCAAGGAUAAGGUGCGCUACCUACACGACGGCUCUGAGAGCACACAGGACAGUAUUAUGAUGGAUUUGGAGCUUGCGCCAGGUCCCGGGUUUAUCAUACCCGGGUAUCUGCAAGGCAAACACAGGUUCAUACUGCACGUGGACAUUUCACCUGUCAAUGACCCGCCUACUCUCAACAUCCCGUCCAGCCGGGUCCUGCGACUUGCUCAGGGAACUCGUAAGAAGCUCGGCAGAGAGCUGUUAAACGCUACCGACCCUGAUACGGUAGCUGACAGUCUCCUAUACUCUGUGCUUGGUAAUAGCAGUGGAGGUAUCAUAGAGAGAACAGACAACCCUGACGUGUCCAUAACGUCGUUCACUCAAGCAGAGGUUGACGAUGGAACCAUCUAUUACCGUCACACACGACGCGAGCCUGGCAACUCUAAAUUGGCUCUGCAGGUGUCAGAUGGCAUAGACACUAGUCCUGUGUCGUUUCUCCACAUUUCCGUGUUUCCAUUACAACUUCAACUGGAGAACAACACGGGCGCUGUUCUCACGCACAACUCGUGGACAAUGAUCAGUCCUGCCAACCUUAGCUAUACUACCAACGCUGACGAUCCUUCACUCCUCGUACACUACCAGGUGGUGAGUGGGCCGCAUUGUGGGACGCUACAGAAGCAGAUCUUGGCAGGUCAAGACUCGUGGUACAAAGUGGACAGCUUCACCAGCCACGAGCUGGCUCUGGGGGAGAUCAGAUAUGUGGCGUGUGCCGGUACACCUCGCCAGGACAACUUUACGAUGCAAGUAUCAGCUGCUGGCGUGGUCGCACCGUCCAAGCCCACGUUCAAACUGACGUUCACGGAGUUGCAUUUGCAGAGUGUCAACAACGCAGCUGUAGUGCUGGAUAGUGUAAGAGAUGCUGUGGUUACUGAGGCUAACUUGCUGUACACCACCACCCCACUGCCUAUAGACCCCACCACACUCACCUACGAGGUGGUGGGUCUGCCGAGGUAUGGAACUUUGUCAGUCAACAACUCAGUGCUGCGGUUGUCAGAUGUGUUCAGUCAGCAGGACGUAGCCCAGGGCAGACUGAGGUACAAGCUGCUCCGCACCGCGUACUCCCACGUCACUGACGGAGUCAUGUUCCGAGUGUCCGCUCCACAGUGUCAGGCCCUGGCUCCAGACAAACUCCGGUUUCUCCACACACCUCCGUCCCAACUGCUGCAGAGAGUUAGCGUUGUGCUUAACAUACUCAAGGUGGUGGAGGGUGGAUCAGCCCUGCUAAGUCAUGCACACCUAGACAUCAGCAUGCUGGGUCUCAGUUCGCUGCAGUAUGAGUUGACUCACGCCCCGGCCCAUGGCUGGGUGGACGUGGUCGGCCAGGACGGAAGCGUCAGUCGCCCCAACACCUCCACCUUUACAGCGGCAGAGGUCGGCCAACACAGAGUGCGGUACACUCACGAUGGAUCAGAGACGCAGAGGGACGUGCUGCAGUUUGUGGCUGUGUCUACCCGAGAGGAGGACUUUCUGUAUGUGGGAGAGCUAGAGAUCGCAGUGAACCUGACCAAUGACAACGCACCAGUGAGAGCUGUAGACAGAGUGUUCAGAGUGGUGCAGGGCGGUGAGCGGCUGUUGACCGGACGAGACCUCAGGUACAUAGACGCUGAUGUGGACUGUACCCCGGCCAACAUACUGUACACUCGCAAGGACAUCACCAACGGAGGAAUCUACGCGGCUGACGAACCCAACUCACCGCUCUACCAGUUCACACAGGCAGACCUGGACGCUGGCCGGGUGCUGUUCCGCCACAGCGGGGAGACGGAGAGCCGUGUGUUGUUGUUGGUGAGUGACGGAGUGCAUCACACGGAGGGAAUGUUGGAAGUCAAUGCCAGUCCUCCGUAUGUGGAGAUUGUCAACAACACCAGGCUGGUAGUGAGGCAAGGCGGUUCUGCUGGUAUCACAUCCCACAAUCUGUACACUGAGACCAACGUCAACCUGGCACACCAGCAGAUCAGGUUCGACGUGUCCGAUGGGCCUAGUCAAGGUGUGUUGGAGCUGGAAGGCAGUCUGGACCCUGUGAAGGUGUUUGUGCAAGACGACAUCAUCAACAACAAGCUGUCAUAUCGACACAACGGAGAUGUCACCAGUGUGCAAGACAGCUUCCUGCUCAAGGUGUCAGUGGAGGGUGCAGAAACCUCAGCUCAGUUCCAGGUGAGAGUGUUCCCAGCUGGUUACUGGGAUCCGCUCACUGUUGCCAACAAUCAAACUUUGCACGUUGAAGAAUCCACGAGUGUGCCUAUCACAGAGGAAUACCUUCAGGUGAGGCAGCCGCACGUGCCCCCGUCGGACAUCACAUACCUGGUGGUGGAGCCGCCCCGCUAUGGCUACUUGGACUUGGAUAGUGACGAAGCAGUCACUACCUUCAGUCAGGAGACGGUCAACUCUCGACGACUGCAUUACGUACAAGCUGCGGCCAAUCAGACAAGGGAUCACAUGGUGCUGACAGUCACCAAUGGGAUUACACAGCUUACCAACCUGCUGGUAAGUUUCCUGGUGGUGCCAGAACGGUUGUACAUCGGCGGAGGAGAGUUGCGGUGUGAGGAGGGGGGGAAUGUGACCUUGCCUCCCUCUCUUCUGCCCCCCCUCACCGAGUACUAUGUAGGCAGGCUGACAGAGUACCGGCUGGCACGACCACUGCACCACGGUCGACUUGUGUCUGCAGCUCAGCCAGCGCGCACCCUCACUCGGUGGAGUCCUCAGCAGAUGCAGGCUGGCUUGAUACAGUACGUCCACGACGGCAGUGAGACCACAGAGGAGGUGUUCAGUGUUGUAGCCAAAGCCGGAGACAAGGAGAGUCAUCCUGCAAGAGUCAAAGUGAUCAUAUCUCUAGUCAAUGAUCAGGUGCCAUUGGUGAUCAACAACACAGUGCUGAGGUUGUGGCGAGGCGGAUCACAGACCAUCACAUCUGCACAUCUAGGUGCUGAAGACCGGGACUCGCCGCCAGAGAACAUAACGUUCGCCAUACUGUCGGCCACAGCUGGCCACAUUGCGCUGGCUGCCUCGCCUCACUCCCCCAUCGACAAGUUCACUCAGGCUCAAAUCAACAAUCUCCAACUGGUAUUUGUACAUUCUGGAGAAGCAGUGAAUGGAGAGGUGGACCUGGCUAUCAGUGAUGGAGCCAACUCUGUAGGUCCGAUCAUCUUCAAGACCCGCAGUGAGGAGGUGACUCUGCACUUGUUGGUCAACAAGCCUCUCAAUGUGUUUCCUCUGCUGAGACGUGUCGUCACCGCAGAACACCUACACGCUGAGUGUUCCGACCCCUCCAGACAGGUUAUGUUCCGAGUGAGAUCACAACCCACCCUAGGACAGUUGGUGUUGGAGCCUGACAAGUCUCCUGUUCUCAACUUUACGCAGAGUGAUGUGACAGAAGGUAGAGUCUCCUACCAGCACACUACACCUCAGAACCAGGUGUUCACAGAGCACGCGACCAAUGACAGCUUCACGUUUGAUGUGGUCGCAACUCACGCCACUCCUCUGCUUAACCAGGAUUUCCAAGUGGACAUUUCAGUGUGGUCGGGAGGUCUGGACGAGUUUCUAGACACAACCUACUCUCUGGAGGUGGAGGAAGGUGGUCACUCGAGCAUCAACAUCAACACCACUCUGAUGAUGAAAUUCCUGUCUCAGCACGUAGGGACUCCCACCAUCACGGCGAAGCUGUGGGUGCCUCCCUCACACGGCGCGGUGUGUUACCACGGCAACUGCGGUGAUAAUCGGACCACCUUCUCUAACUGGGAGCUCAACAACGGCUGGGUGGAGUAUCACCACGAUCACUCGGACACGCUACAGGACAGUGUUAGUCUCUCACUGUACCUGGAGCCUGGGGACGUUUUGUUGUGUAACAUCACAGUGCCUGUCAGAGUGAGGCCGGUGAACGACCAACCCUUCCAACUCAUCACGCAGGCUCCUCACGUCAAGUGUGUGCAGGGCCAACGCAGGACCGUCACCAAACUGGACUUGCUUACGGAAGAUGACGACACUCCUCCGACAGAGAUUGUUUACGAGAUCGUCAGCGGUCCUAGUCACGGAGUGAUUGCAGUCGGCGGGAAUACGACUGUCGGGAGGUUCACACAGGCCGAUAUAGACUCUGGAAGAGUCGUUUUUGAACACUCUGGACCUUUGCAGCCUGCGUCUUUCUACUUUAGAGUUUCAGACGGUCAAUUUAAUCCUGCGUAUACGGUGUUCAAUAUUGCAAUUAUACCUGUGACACUCAACGUGUCGGUUGUAACGCCUGUGCUGUUACAACAAGGAUCAAGUGUUGCUGUAAUCACCAGCAAUGUUUUCCUCAUCAACACUAACGGCAGGGAAGACAGUGUAGUUUACAAUGUCACCAAGUCACCGUAUCACGGUGUCAUCUAUGUAGACGACAUUGCCACCAAUAGAUUCAAACAGAGUGAUUUGAACACACGGAGAGUUAUGUACAUGCAAACAGACAUGACUACUCACAGUGAUACGUUCGAAUUAGCUGCGACUUUCCCUCUUGAAGACGCUCCCGUCGUCACAGGACUCAAUGUGAACAUGAGUGUCGAACCACUCAUAAAAUUGGGAAAAUUUUUUGCUACUGCAGGAAAUAGAACAAAACUCACAACCGAGGCUUUAGAUGCAAGUCCUCUAGCUAAGUUAACAAACUCUGAUCCAACAUUUAAGGUUUUGAAGAAACCAAGAUUCGGGAGGUUGAAGAAGAUAAUUUACAGUUCAGGAGAGAAGCGAACCGUCAAAGAAAAAGAAGUGACAAGAUUCACCCACGAAGAAGUGAGAAGCGGUGUUAUUUACUACUGCGCUCGACGGAUUCAAGAAAGUCAAACGGACAGUUUCCCGUUCCUCUUGGCAGCCUCUAUUUUUCAACCCGCAAUUGGAGAGAUGAGGUUCGACGUUGUGUUGGACACGGGAUAUCCAUCGACAACAUUUACUCCACCAAAACCUCCCAGACUCCCCGGCCCUAAACCCCCAAUAGGUCAUGAAGGUGUGGAAAUAGCCAGUCCCAACAUGAGUGACGAUUACUUGUUAGUCGUCGGGAUGGUGGUGGGCACAAUAAUACUAGCCAUCAUCGUCGUGAUGCUGGUGCGGUGUGGUUCUAAGCGAGCGGAGAGUUUACACAGUGCUAAGAGUGAUUUGAACGCUCCUCUACCACUACCUCAACCUCCGGACGAACUACUACCCCUCUCUCCUCACCCGAAGCGUUCCGACUCUAUGACGCCCGGUUCACUCCCCCAGUGUAAAGUGAUCCCUCUCGGUCCGACCAUGGACUCUGUGACAGGCUCGGAAACAGAACUGAACCUGCGUUAUCCGUACGGAGCGGCCGACGAAGACUGGAGCAGUUACGAGGCGUCGGAAAUGGGCUAUUCUCAACGAGCCAACAACCCGAUGCUACGACGCAACCAAUACUGGGUCUGAUAGUGUCCUCGACAACGCACUCACGCGUUGUCUGCCAAGACUAUCACUAAUGCUCAUUGACUGCGACUGAAUGGUGUUUGGGUUAAUGUGAGUGAGGGUUCAAAGUCACACCACUUGUGAAUUUGUUAGAUUACUACUAAAAUUAAUCGUACAUUUUUUACUUAAUCAUAUGUUAGCUAAACAACACAUGUGUAUUCCCUUCAUAUUAUUUUUCAUCAUUUGAAUUAAAUCCAUGAAGUAAAAUUUCCAAAAAUGGUAUCAAAUACAUUGAGAGGGAAGGAAUGGAUAUACUACUUACCCAAGAAAAGAGUAGUAGGAUGAAUUUUACUAGAAUAGAAUCACACUACUUUUCUCAGAAAUAUCAUCUUUCCUCAAUGAAUCCCUAAGCCAAGUGCUUUUUCUGCCAAAAAACAGUUAGAGAAAGAAUUUAGUCAGCGUCAAUUCACAAUUGGUGUCGCUCUUAGACCUGUUUGACAGGUUUUACCAAGAAACAUUGUGGACAGAGUAAUGUAAUCGUAUUAACUAACGUGUGUUAGAAGCUGUAACUUUAAGUUUUCAGGGUACUAAACAAUCAAUUGAUUCUUUCAGUUAUAUUUGUUUUGUAAAUAUUUGUGCUAUCAUUCUUAUGUCUCAACUGAUUCAUAACACCAUUGAAUACCUCCUUGACUAUAGUUUGAGUUUUCAUGUAGUUUUUAUGUCUAGAAUAAUUGCAGUAUUACGUGUAAGAUACUUUUGUAAUUUCAAAUUGUUUACCCCUGUGUAAUUUAUUUGCCAAAGAGGUAUUUUGUGUCAAUUACAAACUGUACAAUAAGUUGAUAAUUUUUGUAAGUUAAUGUGAAGAAUUUUUAAAUAAGCUGAACUUUUAUUUAAGAUUUCUAUGAGUUUUUCUAAUCAAUGUUAUUAAACGUAUUUUAAAAACAUACCAAAGAAGUUGUAGUGUACCAAAGCUAAAUUAAGAUUAUUGUCUCUAGUUAAUGAUUUGGUUAUUGAUUAUUUGUUGUUAAGAGUAAUAUAAAAAUGUUUUAUAAUUAUUCAGUUAGUUAAUGUUACCGUUAAACUAUAACAUAGUGCUUUUUUAAUGUGACAGAUUAUGUGU